AUGGCAGGUCAGUCCGCUAAGAAACAGGUUGCCUCUAACAACAAGAUCCUCAAGGAGAUCCAUAGGAUCACGUGGGUGUCGCUUGGUGUGUUUGCGGUGUUCAACUUUGCUGUUGGCCGUCCUCAGAAUUAUAAGCCAUUCAUCAUCUUUUCCAUACCUGCUCUGCUAAGCAUAUACACGUUGGAGAAGACUGGACGUCCAGUGGUGGAUAACAGUGGGAAGAUUGUGCGUAUUGGCCAGGAUCUGCAACAAGAAGGGUUGACGGAGUACUUUUUUGACAUCAUUUACCUCACCGUCAUAUUCAACUUGAUUAGUAUCGUCUUCAACACGACCAAGAUCUGGUGGCUGUACCUUGUGGUUCCAGCAUUUGCAUGUUACAAGCUGUAUGGGCUGGUGAAUGCUGGCAGACAGCUGCUUGGCGGUGGUGGUGCUAGCACGUCUGGUGCUACUGAGAAUGACGGUCAAAGUGGCAGUAAACAGCCGGAGAAGAGCAAGAGACAGCUCAAGAUGGAGAAAAGAGGUGAUAAGCCAAAGGUUAGAUAUAGAUAA
Messenger RNA from Williopsis jadinii, 549 nucleotides. RefSeq names its product Snd2p (gene SND2). The record is from RefSeq and is a predicted model, not a curated record. The transcript has a single exon. The coding region runs from base 1 to 549 and encodes 182 amino acids. Gene Ontology annotation, biological process: vacuolar protein processing. Lineage: Eukaryota; Fungi; Ascomycota; Saccharomycetes; Phaffomycetales; Wickerhamomycetaceae. Gene Ontology annotation, cellular component: intracellular membrane-bounded organelle.